Molecule: messenger RNA, 1074 nt
Organism: Colletotrichum phormii
Lineage: Eukaryota; Fungi; Ascomycota; Sordariomycetes; Glomerellales; Glomerellaceae
Exons: 3
Coding region: 398-991 (197 amino acids)
Source: RefSeq, a predicted model, not a curated record
UCAUCCUUCAUCGAACCUUGGACCAGUCAGCAGUGGUAUCAACAAACCGGAUUUCGUUGGUGAAACGCUGCCCACCAGGGGGCGAAGAGUUCGUAGUCGUCGCCUACAAAGAGCGUCGACAGGGGCUGCACGGGUCCUAAGACUGCGUGUGCUCCGCCGGCCACUAGUGCGCACCUUACUUGGAGAUGCCACUGAAUCGUUGCUAUUGUUGCCUGGGGCGUCAAGAGUCACACCUCAGUCAAGUGGCAAUCUUUAUAAAGACGACAGGUCUUCCUUCGGACUGGCCUUCAGAUGAGGUUCGGAAGACAACCACCAAACAGUACAACAACCAAGCAACCUUUAUCGAUACUUUCCCAAAUCAACCCAACGAAUCGAAAGGCAUCCAACCAUCAUCAAAAUGACCAACCAUAGAUCUUCAGAGUCUAGUCGGAAGUCAUCGAGAAAGACCACGACGUCCUCAGCUUCAUCGCCGUAUGGCCCGGGCCAACCCUUCGUGACCACUCAGUACAACGGGUGGCCAGCAACCGCACCGGUAUAUGGACAAGCCGUAAACGGGCAACAGUACAUCUAUUCGGCCCCGUCGUCAACGUCUACGCCGCAGCACCCCUACACCGACAGCACGAGUCAGCCCUCAUGGGACAGUUCAUCGGGGAGUCAGGGUGGAAUGCAGUACAGCGAUCCCACCAGGGACGCAGAUGUGGCCUCUAGUCGGCGCGAAUGUGCUGAACACGCUCGGAAGCUUCAGGGCACCACUCAAACCCCUUCUGCUUAUCGACUCAACCACCAACAGCAGUUAACCAACUUCGAUCAGACGUUCGGAAGUCAACCAUCGACGACGACCCAGCCGUUUCAAUCGAGAUCUCCAUACGCCCAAAACCUCGAAAUCGACUCCACUACAAGCCAGAGCUCAAGCAGAAGGGACGACAGGCGCGGUGGUUCGUCCUCCUCCGGAAGCAAGCAUCAUUCUUCUUCGUCUCGUCGUCAUAAAUAGGGCGGACUGUUUACCACAUUUGUCCAGGUACGCAUCAUCAUUUGACACUUGUCGAUCUCUCUUCUGACUUUUCGUGUAUCAGU